GUUUGUGUACGCUCCUUCACUUUACUGUCUCGGAUGUUGACUGAAAAUAAUGAUUUCUGUCUGAAGCAGUAAUGCUGCUCUUUACGUUAUCUGGGACUAGUUGUACGCGUAUUUCUUUAGUGGAGUUUCGGUGAUUAAUUUAUUGGAACAUUGAAUGCCAGUACAAUACACGAAGUUGCCAUAUUUCGGUUGAUUAAUUCUAAGUAAUGAAAAUGGAUUAGCUUACUUAAGUGUUGGCUUAGGCUAAACUUCUUGAUUGGAUAACUCUUCUAAAGACUUUGAACAGAUGGAGCAAUUAACUUCUGAUUCAAUGUUAAAUGAGAACUUAGGUUCAAGAAGUAGGUAAAUCCAGGGCCAGAAGGUAAUUUUAUAGAGAAAUGAGUGUUGGAUCAAAUAAAUGGAAGUGGGGAAAGCAGGCCAGGUCGCUGGAGUGGUGUAUGCAGAGAGGCAAAGUCUAGAUACUGUCAGAGCGCUGCAUCAGACUGUUGUGUCUCUGAGGGCAGCUUUAGAACAAUCAAGAUCAGAGUUGCAAGCACUGAGACAGCAGGUGCAAGGAAAAGUUGAUCCCACUGUUUAUGAAAAAACAAUAGAGAAAUUAUCAUUGGAGAAUCAUGUUUUGAGACAAAGAGUGCUUUCGUCUGAGAAUGUCAGCUCUUUAGGGAUUGAAAUUUCUUUACCAACCAUAACAGAGCAGAAUCCAAACAAGUCUAUGGAUUCCACAGAAAAUGUAGAUUCAGGAAGGGCAGAAGAGGCACAAAAUGUGGAAGACAAAAAUGACAGAGAAGGAUCAAAUAACGACCAGGGCUCUAGAGGACAAAAUGGUUUAGUUGAUCAGCCGUCCUUAGAGAAUGGGGAUGAAGCAGAGAAAUCAGUGCACGAUGACGGGGAUCAAUCGAUAUCCAGUGCAACGAGCAGACAAGGAGCAGGAACUCCUCAGAUCAGCAAGGGGGAGUCGGAGGAUUCUGAAGAACUGGACGAUAUCGAGCUCAUCUUCACUACUGACGACAAGGAGCUCAGCGGGCUACAUGAGGAUUUGGUGUCAAUUGCGGAAUCUGAAACGUGGCAACUUAAAAGAGAAGACAAGAGUACUAAAGAUGUUGUUAGCAAUUCAACUCUCAAGCAUACGUGGACACAUUCUGUGUUUGUAGAGACAGAUAUAUCCAAGUGUGGAGUCAUCGAUGAAGACGAGAGUCCUCAAAUAUGUAGGCGUAACACUUUACCAAACGCUGUUCCUUAUAGACCGAUAAUACACAGAGAAGCGAUGACCGGAAGUAGGGGUCAGUUACUAGAACAAACUCAUCAUAGUCCUCGUCCUUUGCUGGUUAAGUUUUCCCAAAGUUCUCGAAGCCCUAGGAAUACCAGGCCGAUUUUAGCUGAAAAGAAUUCAAACAAACAAGAAUCUGAAGCUCAAACUGACAUAACCGCUCUGCCAGCUCACUGGAGGUCAGAAAGUUUCCUCGCUCAUCACAAAGUCGCAAGCAACUUCACGACAUUACCUUCAAAAUUUGCAAUCCCUGUUAGUCACUGCCCUCCUCGAAAACAGUCGUUGAGACUUUCAGAGAAAACCCAAGAAGCCAGAAGGGUUCUCCUCUCCGAUAUAAAUUUCACAAGCAUGGUCCCAGAACUUUCUAGAAGCGCCGAUCAUCUUUGUAACGAAGCCAUAAAUACCUCAAAUUUAUGUAAGAACUACCCUCGGGCUUUCUCAUACAUGAAGAACGCUGACAGUGUGUUAUCUCCAGGGUACUUAGGCCGGGUGCCUUGGUCUCCAUGCGACUGCAACAGCCAACACCCCAGCUGGGAGUACUAUCAAGGUUCGCUGAUGUCAAUUCCUUCUCCCUCAGUGAUGGAUAUGUCUGAGUGCUCAAGGAGAAGGCACUCGAUGAAACCGUCGGUUUCUUCAUUGGACGCCUCGUGGUACAGCUCUUGCAACGUUCGGCCUAACUGGUCCGUCCCAACGUCUCCGACACAUUGCCGCAGAUCUCGCAGUGUUCCUUUCUCAGCCUCUUACCACCAACCAGACACAAGCUGCUACAGUAUGUGCUGUCCAAACAGGAGACAAGACUCUAAACUCUCAAUAUCUUCAUCAUCUAGGACAUUCAGACCGCUGACCACAUCAAAAAGUCGAAGCAGAGUUACUUUCCAAGAUACAAUUGUUCGGCGCCCUGGUCAAUCUCUACCAGAUCUGCGCUUACCGCUGGAGCAAGACAGUGGCGAAGACUCUACAGAUUCGCUGAUUGAAGAGUCGGAAGAAUUCUUGCGAAGAUCCAUCGACUCAAUGGUGACGGGAGCAGAUUAUGUUCAGACUGCUAGAAAAAGACGUUCGAGGAGAUAUUCUGAACCUUUUAAAGACUCAUUUGAGCCACCGAAAUCAAGUUCACCGUUCCUGGCAAAACUGCCGCGAGACUUGAAGCUAAACUACUGGGUGAAGGUGAUCACCAACGAAGGUCGAGUGGUGGUGGGCCGAGUGAGGUAUGUAGGACCAGUGUCUGGCCGAGGAGACGACAUCUAUGUGGGAGUUCAGCUGGGGAGGUCGGACGGCAACUGUGACGGAUCAUACGGAGGUCGACGCUACUUUGACUGCGACACAGAUUGUGCGAUCUUCGUACCUUUCAAAAAAGUGGUGAUGGCCUGGAGUAAUAUGUAAGGUAUUAAGCUUUAUUAUAAUUACCUAAAGACAUGUUUCCCAUGGUAAUAGCUUCUACUUUGAUCAAUUUUAAAUCAAUAUCGAUGUUAGGUAAGCAUGCACUUUGGCAUUCUACCUUCUCAAAUUCAACGUUAUUUGAAUCAUUCACUGCUGGUUAAGAUAAAUGUUUAAUUUAAAUAGUUUUUUACUAAAUAUUGCAGACAUUUUAUUUUUGGCAUUAGACCAGGUGAAUUUUUUUGCUAAGCCUUACGAACUCAUGAAGAAUAAUCUUGUCGGCUAGCACACCAUUUGAAGUGUAAAGAUAAAUUAAUGUAAUUUUGAUAUUUUAAUUAGGUACAUGAUUCAACAUCAAAAUAAAUUUAUUGAUAAAACUCAUGCAAUUAUAAUUAUUUAAUAUGAGCACUAGUCCUACAUGCAUAACAUAAAAAAUAGUACUAUAAUUCAUAAUUCAACUCACAAAUUUCUUGUAUCUAGAAUUGAUUUGAUUAUUGUUGAAUAGCAAGAUAGAGGUGAUAUUUAGAUAGUGUUCUUGGUAGCUAGUUUUUUAUGUUAUGUUAACGAGAGAAAAAAUCUAUUUAAAUUACCUUUAUCGUAACCUUGAUUUUCAGCUACAUCGAAUAACGUUUUUUCUGGAAUUUUUAUUCACCCCCUUGGAUUCUAGCUUCAAAUAGUUUGUUUCUAUAAUGAUUAAAAUUUGGUAUUCUCUUAUUGUUUUAAUGCAUACUCGAACUGCAGUGUUUAACCCUUUCCACUCGUAUGUCGCCGCUACCGCGACAUUCACGUCUGACCGUUCCACUCGUAUGUCGCGGCCGCCGCGACAUUUUCAGCAUCGGCUUUUUAUUAAUAAAUCCCUUUUAUAUAGUGUUUGCAUGUUUUGAAUUUGUGUUGAAUACAAACUUAAUGAUUUCCUUAUUCAUUUUACAUGUCUUUGGUAGCUUGAAAAAUAAUUGUAAGUUUAUUUAGUCAGCUGUGGAUUAAAGAAUAGAGAAGUGUAAAUAGUAACCAUGACGACCAAAAUCACCAAAAAAUCUAAGUUUGAAAAUGCAUUUUUUCAUUAAAAAUACACCUAAUCCUUCUUGUAAUGGCUGAUUUGAAUUGGCAACUAGAUAACUAAUGUUGAUAAAGUGUUUUACAAAUCCUGAAAAUGUGUUAACGUUUUUUAAAAAGCCUCCUAAAAAAUAUUUUGUACAUUUUAUUUUGCUUUUUUUAUAUUAUGACCACACAAAAAAUAUUUUAUGGGUAUAUUUAUUUUGAUAUUUUGUUUUACUUGUGUACAAUUUUAUGCUGAAUAAGAAUCAAGCCCUCAAGUACAACAAAUAAUUUAUUUUAGUCAGUAUAUGUACACAAAACUUAAAACAUGUUUUUUUGCAUGGCAAUAAAUGCAAGCGCAUGGGACAACAAGGGGUCAACUAAUCCGAGUGGAAAGGGUUAAGAAAUUAAUU
Macrosteles quadrilineatus (aster leafhopper) is the source of this 4086-nucleotide messenger RNA. RefSeq lists its product as uncharacterized. The record is from RefSeq and is a predicted model, not a curated record. Lineage: Eukaryota; Metazoa; Arthropoda; Insecta; Hemiptera; Cicadellidae. The coding region runs from base 398 to 2644 and encodes 748 amino acids. The transcript is spliced from 5 exons.